GUAGAGACCAGUCCGGCAAGGGUAAAUGUGUAUAGUUCCUUAAUGAUGAAGAAGACCCAUAUUUAGGUAUAUUCUUCCCUAAAACUAACGCAAUAGCCUACUACUACGAUAGCCUCCAUGGGUCCCUGCCCGAUGCAAGGCAGACUGGAUGCCACCUCCACCUCCUCCUAUCGUUCGCCAUGAAGAGUCUGGGUUCGUGAAGCGUUUGAAGAAGGCGAUCCCCAAAAUCACACUGAUCGAAUUACCAAAGAACCGCUAUCUAGGAUCUAAAGAAAUUGGCACUGGUGUCAAUGGAUCCGUUGUGCAAGUUGGAGUUCGUGGUGCAGCAGGUGUUAAGCUCGCAUUGAAACGAUGCAAACUGGAUAACGACCGAGAAUACCGUGCUGCUAUUGUUCGUGAACUUAAAAUCAUGGCAAGCGGCCAUGCGAACCUAAUCAAGCUCCGCGAAGCAUCGGUCCACAAGAAUGAAGUCUGGAUUGCUAUGGAUCUCAUGCGAUGUAGCGUCUUUGCAGUUCUUUGCUGCCGUGGUUUGCCAGAGGAAUAUGCAGUAUACAUUAUCCGACAGACCUUGAAUGCCCUAGUGUUUCUGCACAGCAAACAGUUUAUCCAUCGAGAUGUCAAAUGUGAAAACUUGUUGAUCGGCCCCCACGGUGAAGUUAAACUUGCUGAUUUUGGUCUUGCGACAAGCACACGACACACCAAUCGCGAAAGACUUGGAACAGCCAAGUGGAUGGCACCAGAGGUUAUCCGGGAACAAUCAUACGACGAAAAAGUUGAUCUUUGGUCGCUCGGUAUCACAUUGAUUGAGAUGAUGGACCGUGUUCCUCCGCAUUACGCAACAAAGGACGACGAGGAAGUGUUUGACAAGAUCCUGGAAGAACCUAGCCCCACUUUCACGUACAGCUAUCCGACCAUCUACUGCACUGGUCUUGUCGCAUGGCUUUUAGAAGAAACCCCUGAAAAUCGACCCACCGCCAAAGACGUUGUUGCAGAACUCGACUUGCACAUUGAACAAAGUUUGCUGAAAUCUACCGAUGCACAAGGUCUUGCCUCUUUUGUGAACAAGACAUUGGUGACAUAAUACUUUCUUUCUUCUGCGCAUAUACACUUCUGGUCUGACUCUCGCACAUUACAUAUUACCGUCUCCGCGCAGAAUGUCAUCUUUCUUUAUUAUUCCUAUCAUAUACCUUUUCUUUCGUUUUGUCUUCCUUUGCGCGGUUGAUUCCCUAUUAAUUUACCUUAAAUUCUUCAGGCCUGGAUGGUCUGAUGGGUUAUGCAAAAGAGUAUAUGAAUUACGUUCAUGAAUUAAUUUUAUUUACUACUACUAUUACUACUAUUACUAUCACCGCACUAGUACAACACCACAUUAGCAAUGUUUAUUUUCCAUAAUAUAGCAUGAUCUACCAUUCUCUUUUCUGCACGGACCACUUUAACUCAUAUUGUGAAAAAGACGUUAAUAUAAACUCAGCCACAAGGUGCA
Messenger RNA from Zychaea mexicana, 1480 nucleotides. RefSeq names its product kinase-like domain-containing protein. NCBI's taxonomy places the organism in Eukaryota, Fungi, Mucoromycota, Mucoromycetes, Mucorales, Lichtheimiaceae. Gene Ontology annotation, molecular function: ATP binding; protein serine/threonine kinase activity. The transcript has 7 exons. Gene Ontology annotation, cellular component: cytoplasm. Gene Ontology annotation, biological process: protein phosphorylation; intracellular signal transduction; regulation of MAPK cascade. Bases 149 to 1081 code for a protein of 310 amino acids. The record is from RefSeq and is a predicted model, not a curated record.